CGAGAGAGGUCUGUCCCCGCCUACCGGACUGAGGCCAUCUUACACCGAGCUUUACCGUGAGGCGUCACGCAUUUACCCUGUAUCAGUUUCGGUGCUCGUGACGCUGCUGCUGUAACAGAGUUGUAAAUGAAUCAGGCAGUGGAAGAGGUGGGCGUUUCUGUCGACUUGCACUGAAGCAUGGAUUAUGAGAGGAGGGGUGGUCGUGGGGACCGCAUGGGCCGCUAUGGGAAAGAGUCUGAUGAACACGACUAUAGGGACAUGGACUAUCGUGGCUAUGGACAAGAAAAUGGCUUAGGACUGAAUAGCAGAUUAACAAAUGCAAGACAGCACGAGCGUGACAAUAGUUUCGAAGGUGUGAGAGACUUCGCCUCGGGCAAUUUCUCGAAUAAUCGACCCGGAUUCAGCCAAAAGGGGAACCGUGGAUCCAAAGACAACAAACUUGGAAAAAGUCUGCUCCAAAGGCCCCCAAAUCAGAACAUCCACUCAAGAUUCCAGCAAGAUGAAAAGAAUUAUGAAUUUGAACCAGAGAUUGAUGCACAUAGGAGAGAUAUGCAGUCAUUUAGAUCAGGACAGAAAGUGUACCAGGAGGACCAAACGCCAGAUGAAGGUGAAGAAAAUGAGGACAACACUUGGGGCAGAGUUAGAGGACGGCACAACUCUCAAGGCGAAUGCGGCGCUGAGGAAGACAAAUAUACCACACAUCUUGGCCACAAACAAGGUGUUCCUGACCAAGUCCAAUCAGCUACGGGCAAAAUGAGAGAUGGAAACUACCAGCAUGCUCUGGAAAUGAGCCAGGAGGAGCCAGAACCCCGUGACCAGGACUACAGGUCUGAUACAGAGCCGGUCCAGAAACCCAGUAACGUUGUCAUGCUGAGAAUGCUUCCACCGAAUGCAACCGCUAACGAGAUUCGGGCUCGGCUGCAGGAGCAGGGGGUCCAGCCCAGGGAAGUCCGCCUCAUGAGGAACAAGUCUACAGGUCAGAGCAGAGGAUUCGGCUUCGUCGAGUUUAAUCACUUGCAGGAGGCCAGCCGCUGGAUGGAGACCAACCAGAGCGUGCUCACUAUUUUGGGACAGCGAGUAUCUAUGCACUACAGCGACCCAAAACCCCGUGCAAAUGAAGACUGGCUCUGCAAUAAGUGUGGAGUGCAGAACUUCAAACGAAGAGAAAAGUGUUUCAAAUGCGGAGUUCCAAAAUCAGAGGCUGAGCUGAAACUCCUUCAGGUGCCAAAGAGUUUACCUUUGGGGCAGUUAAAGGACUCAGCUCAGGGUUUACUCCCCCUUCCCAUCAUAUACCAGACAGCUUCUCCAAUUCUCAACUUAAGUUCCUCAUCCCAGGCCGCCGAGGUGGCCAAUGACACUCUGAUCCUGCGGAAUCUGGGACCUCAUUCGUCACUAGAGGCCAUUUUGUCCGCUUUGGCCCCGUUUGCUACUCUCUCCCCGUCAAAUGUUCGGCUCAUCAAAGACAAACAGACACAGCUCAACCGAGGGUUUGCUUUUCUGCAGCUCACUACUAUCGUGGAAGCUUCACAGCUGCUUCAGAUCCUCCAGUCCCUGCAGCCUCCUCUCUCGAUCGACGGCAAGCUCAUCUCUGUAGAGUUUGCCAAAGGCUCCAAACGCGAUGUUUUUCUGGCAGAUGGGAGUCGGGUGAGCGUGGCAACCGUAGCGAGUACAGCUAUAGCUGCAGCUCAGUGGGCCGUCACUCAGACGGCGCAGCUCUCGGGUGCAGCUGUGAGUGGUGAGUUCAGUGUGCACCAGCAGGGGGCAGCAGCUGUGUUUGGGCAGGAGGCUGUGCUGGGUGUCAGUGCAGAGGUACAACACUUUAAAGGGCCAGCGGCUGCGGGACUGACUAGCCACACUUUAUUUGGCGCUCCUGGUGGAGGAACUACCUCCACAGGAGAAACAGGUGCUACCUCCAUAUUGGCGCUCACAGCAUCCCAUACCCAGCUUGUUGCAACGACAACCUCCACACAGGCCAACCAGGCCCAGGUGGAGAUCAUUGGGAAACCUCAGCCUGCUACACUGAACCAGCCUGCCACACCUGGAACUGCUCUGGAGUGCCAGCAGUACCCGGAUCCUGACGUGUCCACAUACCAUUACGAUGAGAGCUCUGGCUUUUAUUAUGACCCUCUUACAGGCCUCUACUAUGACCCAAAUUCACAGUACUAUUAUAAUCCCCAUACGCAGCAGUACAUGUACUGGGACGGGGAAAGCCACACGUAUGUUCCUGCCCCAUCACAAUCGUCCGACGACACCACAGACCCUGCGGGAGUGACCUCUGACCUUUCAGGUGCUCCCAACAGCGGCAAGGACAAGAAGGACAAGCCCAAGAAUAAGACGGCACAGCAGAUAGCCAAAGACAUGGAGCGGUGGGCCAAAAGUCUGAACAGGCAGAAGGAGAAUGGCCGGUCGUCCUCGUCUUCCUCGCUGAGCACUAACUCUCGGUUGAUGGCACAGGGUAGACCCGAUGACAGGCGGGAAUCUGCCAGCGCGGAUGCGGGAUACGCCGUCCUGGAGAUGAAGGGUGCCUUGCUGGAGAGACCUCAGAUUCUGAUGGAACAGAUCAAACAUCUAGAAGAAAGAGAACUGAGUCCUCCUCCGGGUCUGGUGUCCGGCUACAGCGCAGAGACGGACAGUGAGGAGGAGGCCGGAGAGCGAGAGGAGAGACUGACGGACUGGUCUAAGCUGGCCUGUCUGCUGUGCAGGAGACAGUUCCCCAGUAAAGAGGCUCUGAUCCGACACCAGCAGCUCUCGGAGCUUCACAGACAAAACCUGGAGCAGAGGAGAGCCAGACCGGGCCAGCCAGAGGCACACGAGCGAUCCGAAACUGAGCUGAAAUACAGGGACCGGGCAGCAGAAAGGAGGGAAAAAGGGUCCGUCCCACAACAACCCGAUGCAAAAAAGAGGAGAUUCAGCCCUAACAGUGGCGUCGGAUCUCACAUGCUUCCUGGAAGGAUGGAAAAAGGCUUUUUCAUUCGCAACCUCCCAGUGGAAUAAUGCUGGGCUUCUGUGGACGUUCUCCAAUACUGAACGAAACGCCCCGUGAGCAGUUUCUAAUCUUGCGAUGUCGGAACAUGUGCACAGUGUUUCUGUACAGAGCAACAAUGCAGCUAAGAGACCAUCACAAUUAGAAUGAUGUGGAUAUAUAUAUAUAUAUAUAGGAUUCAGGUUGAUGAAUGAAAAACCCUCAGGACCCUGAGAAACAAACACUACAGCACACUGUUACUGUAAAUACAGUCCAACUGUGUGACACUCGUGUACUUUAGCCCAUCGUCAGCUUCCUAGAAAGCAAUUUGUGAACAUUUUGUAGAUGGCAUGAAUUCCAGCGAAAGAUGUUGAAAUUCUGGGAAGCUGAGAAAAUGAUAUCAGGAUGGAAACCUGGGAUAAUCCAGAAACUAUUUCUCGAGUUUCUUUUGACUUUGAAUUCAUCUUUUUGUCCCUUUGAGCAACAGCCAGUGGGCGUAAGGAGAAGCUUUUGCUGAUUUGCCAGUACGUGUGCUAUGCAUUUCGCAUGUCUCGCACGACAUGACCGCCGUCUAUGCAGAAACGACAGACCGCAGGCGUCUGUGAAGACUUGCACUGUAGAUUCUUCUUUAGUGAUGCUCUUCAAGAAAAGGCACAGCAGAUUAUUAUGGUUUACUUGCCUAAUUUGCAGUAUAUAUCAUAUAUGACUUAUAAACUGUAGAAG
Molecule: messenger RNA, 3685 nt
Organism: Rhinichthys klamathensis goyatoka
Lineage: Eukaryota; Metazoa; Chordata; Actinopteri; Cypriniformes; Leuciscidae
Gene: rbm10
Product: RNA binding motif protein 10
Exons: 23
Coding region: 178-2994 (938 amino acids)
Biological process (GO): mRNA splicing, via spliceosome
Cellular component (GO): nucleus
Molecular function (GO): RNA binding
Source: RefSeq, a predicted model, not a curated record